AUGAAUCAGCAAACCCUCAGAGAAAUGAUAGAGAUAACCCAACAAACAAUGGAUUUUCCUGGAUCCAAAUGGUUCACUAGAAUGCCAAUAGUUGGUGUUGAAGUUGAUGCUGAUUAUUAUACAAUUAUUACACAGCCAAUGUGCUUUAAUGCAAUAAUAGAAAAGAUUAGAAAUGGAUCAUAUACUUCUAUUAAAGAAUGGGUGAGAGAUGUAGAAUUGAUUGCCAAAAAUUGCGCUAAAUAUAAUGGAGAUUAUGAUUUUCUCACCUAUUUAAUAAUAUAUCUAGUGAAGAGAUUCAAAAAACUCGCCAGAAAAUUGAUAAUUACAACACCAGAAGGAUUUUGUGAGGAAACUGCAAGAUUAAGAUCAAAAAUCGGACAAUUAAUGGAUGAAUCUCCUUCUCAGUUUAAGCUUGGAUCUCCAUCAACAUCUAAAAUUAAUGUAAAGCAACUACCUUCAGAAAAAGAGCUAGUUUCGUUGCAAUGCGCAAUGGAUCUACUUUCUGAUAAAGUUGAUAAGGAAUCGGUCAAGAACCUUAUUAUGCAGAUGCAGCCAGACCUUUUUAAGAAUAAUUCCAAUAAAAUCGAAUUAAUUGAGUUAUUACCCGAAACUGUUAAAGAGCUGAGAAAUCUUUUAACUACAUUUCUACGAAAACAAGGUCUAGCUUAUCCAAAUUAA
This is a messenger RNA of Trichomonas vaginalis G3, 678 nucleotides long. RefSeq names its product bromodomain family. The record is from RefSeq and is a predicted model, not a curated record. Gene Ontology annotation, cellular component: transcription factor TFIID complex. Gene Ontology annotation, biological process: RNA polymerase II preinitiation complex assembly; transcription by RNA polymerase II. The transcript has a single exon. Gene Ontology annotation, molecular function: TBP-class protein binding; histone acetyltransferase activity; RNA polymerase II general transcription initiation factor activity. Bases 1 to 678 code for a protein of 225 amino acids. NCBI's taxonomy places the organism in Eukaryota, Parabasalia, Trichomonadida, Trichomonadidae.